GCCUCUCUCUCUCUCGUUUUUUUUCUCUCUUUCUCUGUUCUUCUUCUGUAUUCUGUUUGCUGUAUUGAAUCCUCCAUCAAUGGCGGAACGAAUUGAUCAUAAUCACCCCUUGUAUGUACAUCCAUCAGACACUCCUGGAGCUGUUCUCAUUUCUGUUCAGCUGAAAGGAUCUGAAAAUUAUGGCAUAUGGAGAAGGUCAAUGACAAUAGCAUUACAGGCAAAGAGGAAGUUAGGCUUCGUUACAGGUGCUUGCAAGAAGGAUUCAGUACGUGAAGAACAUCAUGAAAACUGGGAGACUUGCAAUGCACUGGUUCUUUCGUGGAUCAUGAAUACAGUCACACCUUCACUUCUUAGUGGAAUUGUAUAUGCUUCGAAUGCUUUUUUAGUAUGGGAAGACUUGAAAGAAAGGUUUGAUAAAGUCAAUCGAAUGAGGAUCUAUCAGUUGCAUAAGGAGAUCAAUUCAAUUAGUCAGGGUACAAGCACUGUGUCUGAGUAUUUUACAAAGCUGAAAGAACUAUGGUCUGAGUUUGAUGCAGUGGUUCCUUCUCCUGAUUGUGGUUGUGUUAGAGGUAAGGAGUAUGUGGCACAUCUUCAACAGCAGCGGUUACUACAGUUUGUAGGAGGUUUAAAUGAUUCUUAUGAUCAAGCUAGGAGACAGAUUCUCAUGAAAUCUUCUGAGCCUUCUUUGAAUCAAGCUUAUGCUCUUGUUAUUGAGGAUGAAUGUCAGAAAGGAUCUAGCAUGAACACUGUGUCUCAAUCGAUUACUGGAGGUAAUGAUAUCACUGCUUUGUGGAGUGCUGGAGGGCCAUCACAAAAUUAUAAGAAAUCACAUAAUGAACACUGGAAUGAGAAGUGUGAAUUUUGCAAAAUUAAAGGUCAUAUCAAGGCAAAUUGUUAUAGACUCAUUGGAUAUCCACCAAAUUACAGAGGUAAGAAGAAAGAAGGUAUUGCAGCAAAUAGUUCUUCUAUGAGUGAGGAUUCAUCUCACAUCAAGGACAAUUAUGAUCAGCAUUUUGGUAUUUCUCAGACUUGGAAUCCAUAUGGUUACAAUGGGAAUAGAAUGCCUCAAUCUCCUUAUGGUUAUAAUCAGAAUGGACAUGGAUAUACUGGUUAUUCUCCACAAUAUGUUCAUGGAGGUCAAGGACAAAUGGGUGAAAGAGGUGGAUCUAUACCUAGUUGUUUUCCUUCAUCUUCAUCACAACAGCAGUCCUCACAUCUUAAAAAGGAUAACCAUCCUGCACCUGAGAUAGCUGCUCAUUCUGCAGGACCUUCAUACUGGGAAGGUGAGGGGGACUGGUAAAAUGGAAGGAGGGCUGUAUUUCUGGGAUCAUAAAGAGAAGGCAUGUUUUACUUCUGCAGCCUCAACAGGAACUCAAGCUGAUCAUGAGC
This is a messenger RNA of Solanum pennellii, 1389 nucleotides long. RefSeq lists its product as uncharacterized. Lineage: Eukaryota; Viridiplantae; Streptophyta; Magnoliopsida; Solanales; Solanaceae. Bases 80 to 1300 code for a protein of 406 amino acids. The record is from RefSeq and is a predicted model, not a curated record. The transcript is spliced from 2 exons.